Molecule: messenger RNA, 4055 nt
Organism: Salmo salar (Atlantic salmon)
Lineage: Eukaryota; Metazoa; Chordata; Actinopteri; Salmoniformes; Salmonidae
Product: protein SSUH2 homolog
Molecular function (GO): heat shock protein binding
Source: RefSeq, a predicted model, not a curated record
GUUAUCUAUUUCAACAGUCCUUUCAGUCCAAAAUAAAAUGUGGAAUGUUGCCAAUCCCAUGACCCGCCUACCCUACAACCGAAUGGGACACGACGUUUGGCACCACUUCAUUGUGUUGAGGAAAAGCUUUAAGAGCUCUGGUGUUGCAGUAAAGGGAGCGUCGACAGUCUGGCCGUAGUGGAGGAGUGAGCCGCAACAAUUCUAUCAUCUCGUUCAUUUCAUUUCUGACGAUGCUUAAUCCUCAUGAGGGCCAAGCACUCUAUGCCCCCCCGGUGCCCGCCCCAGGCCCCAUGGUUCCCCCAGCUAGCAUGUUUGGCAACGUACCAGGGUACGAGGACACUUUAGCUGGUGGAGGAGGUGGAUAUCUCCCCCCACCGCUGCCCUUACACCCGACUCAGGAUCCAGAGCCUGCGCCCGUACCACAAGACUGGAACAUCCCCUCCAUCACUGAAGAUGUGGCGCGGGAGCGUUUUAUAUUGUACGCGUCUGGUUACUGCUGCUAUAACAAUGCCCCUGCCAAGGAUGGAGUGAUCACUAAUAUGCAGGCGUUCAACACCUAUCGGUACCGUUUGGAGACAUUCACAGAGUCUAGAUCUACAGAGUGGGCCACCAAGCCUUAUGAAGGUGAAGCAGCAGACUUCUACACGCAGACUGCCCCCCGGCCAUGGGAAAUCCCAGUGACAGGUCCCUCCCUGUUCCAAAACCAUGAGGAGAACAUAAAAGUUCCUUACACUUCAUCUAAGAAGCCCUGCCAUACUUGUAGUGCCUCUGGAAAGAUGCCCUGCCAUGAGUGCAAUGGGUCUGGAACGAAAGUUUGUUGGGUCUGCAAUGGAUCUGGCAGACGGGAAGAAGAUAGACCCUGCAGCCAAUGCAAUCAAAGAGGAAGGGAGAACUGCUCUAAAUGUCAUGGUAACGGGACUAAAGAAUGUGAGACCUGCAAGGGCAAGCAGCAACUGUUGACCUACAUCAACCUUAAAGUCGAGUGGAAGGAUAAUGUUGAGGACUAUGUUGUGGAGCAGAACAGUGGGCUGGAGGUUGACAACCUGAGCGAUGUGACGGGAAAGACACUCUUCAAAAACGCCCAGUACAUGCUGUAUCCAGUGUAUGGCUUCCCAGAUCCAUCUUUAUCCCAGGCUUCAGACCGAUUGAUUAGAGAACACCAGGCUAAAUACUCCCAGAACUCACGCAUCCUUCAACAGCAACAAACCAUCGAGUUGAUUCCCAUCACCAAGGUGACCUACAAGUGGAAGGGAGGCAUCCAUGUUUACUAUAUCUAUGGGAACGAACACCAGGUCAAAGUUCCUGACUACCCUGCCACCUGCUGCUGCUCCAUCAUGUAACCAGUCAGCCAGUCAGCCGGCCAGCCAGUCAGCCAGCCGGCCAGCCAGCCAGCCAGCCAGCCAGCCAGCCUGUCACUUAACCAUACCCCUUUUGGCGUCACCAGGCCAGCCCAGUACAGCUUGCCUUGACUCGGCUUAGUUCAGCUCAGUAUGAAAAAAGGUUUUGUUUAUCAGUUAGCUAGGUAGUUAGCUAGUUAGUUAGGUAGGUAUUGUAGGUAGUUCUUCAGGGCCUUUUACCCCCCCGGGAGUUUAGCGGUAAGUGUAUGCUGAUCAGUAUACUACAUGUUGUUGUUGUUUUUUAUAAUAAUUGUUGCAGCCCUGGAGUUUCAGGAAUUAGUUUUUUGUUUCAACUUUUUAUUUUUCACAAGUAACUUACUAUAUGCAAAGAUAUAAAAAAAACUAAAGGCUAUUGAAGGAAAUUGAUGUAUUUCUGAUUCAUUCUUGUUACAUAUACUUUAGUACAGUCAAUAAAGUGCAAAGGUGUUAUUCUUAUUCUAUAAUGAAAUACUGAUUUAUGUGAAAAAUCAUUCAAACUUCAAAGAGAAGUUCAGUAAUGCUCCCUGUUGUUAGUGUUUUGUAGGUCAGUGUGUUAUGAGUGACUAUGUUUUCUGAGUGAGAAUUGUUUACCAGUGUUAUGGUCCAACAAGCUUAUUUUGAGACGUGUAUGAAGUGUUUUGGUGGUUUGAGGGAGUUUUGGAGGCGAGAUGAACUAUUUGGCCAAGAUGCAUGUCGGUAAUGCAGACUGUGUGAAGAGUUUUGAAAAAGUGGCUUCAGUAUUGACCGAUGCUUGUUAGCAAUUGAACAAAAAAACUGUAAUACUGCUUAAUGUAUGUACUGUAUAUUUGAUGAAUUAAUUGAUUGCUGAUUUCAGAAGCUGAACGUAACCUCCAGUAUACCAUUCCACUCAUCUAAUGAUGAGUGGCCUUCCCUGUGGCUCAGUUGGUAGAGCAUGGUGUUUGCAAUGCCAGCAUGGUGUGUGGAACGCCAGGGUUGUGGGUUUGAUUCCCAUGGGGGGCCAGUACAAAAAUAAAAUGCAUGAAAUGAAAUGUAUGCAUUCACUACUGUAAGUGGCUCUGGAUAAGAGCGUCUGCUAAAUGACUAAAAUGUAAAAUGUAAUGAGUAUGUAAUCACUCUCUCCUCAUUCGUUGAAAUGUAAUGAGUAUGUAAUCACUCUCUCCUCAUUUGUUGAAAUGUAAUGAGUAUGUAAUCACUCUCUCCUCAUUUGUUGAAAUGUAAUGAGUAUGUAAUCACUCUCUCCUCAUUCGUUGAAAUGUAAUGAGUAUGUAAUCACUCUCUCCUCAUUUGUUGAAAUGUAAUGAGUAUGUAAUCACUCUCUCCUCAUUUGUUGAAAUGUAAUGAGUAUGUAAUCACUCUCUCCUCAUUCGUUGAAAUGUAAUGAGUAUGUAAUCACUCUCUCCUCAUUCGUUGAAAUGUAAUGAGUAUGUAAUCACUCUCUCCUCAUUCGUUGAAUUGUAAUGAGUAUGUAAUCACUCUCUCCUCAUUCGUUGAAUUGUAAUGAGUAUGUAAUCACUCUCUCCUCAUUCGUUGGCCAAACUACAUCCUGUGGUUGCAUUCACAUUUUCAAAAGAUAAGUUGUAAAUUCAGCUGUGUGUUGUUGUGCCAAAGCUUUAGUCAAUCUGGCCAUUGAGUUAAUUGCAUGAUCGUUAGGAUAAGAAUGUUGAGAAAGCUUGUCAUAAUAUUCUGUUCCAUUCUAGAAUGUUAUUUACUAUUAUUACUAUUUACUAUUCGAUCAAUAUAUUAGUAUUUAUAUUUUAAUAUAGUUAUAUCAGAGUUGUUUUCAUGAAGUGGCCAUAAGGGCUCGAUUCAUUCCGUAGCGCAGAAGAUCAGCUUUAUAGUGCGGUUUAAAAUGUAAAGGGGAUUUCCGAUUGAGCCGACAUAUGCAGCGUGUACAGUCAAUGCUGUCUAAAGGUCUAGGUAACAAAUUCUACACCGCAAACAUUGCCUUUAAAUGUCAACCCCACAAACGAGCCUCCAUGGUAAAGAUGUUUACCGGCCAAAGGGCUAACCUUGAGAUUAUACAUGCUGUCCUCUGAUUAUACAUGCUGUCCUCUGAUUAUACAUGCUGUCCUCUGAUUAUACAUGCUGUCCUCUGAUUAUACGAUAAUAAGGAAUGUUUUUUAUUUUUUUUAACUUGGUCAAAUUGUUCCUAGAACCGGUGCCUAGAGCCGUGGGCCCAUUGUAGGCUACAUGACAGUUGUCAAUCAGUCACUUACAGGCUAGACUGCUUCUAUUAUUUUAAUGGUAAAAGCUGAAAGUCCAGUGUUUUAAAUCAGUGUCACGUCCUGGCCAGUAUAAGGGUUGAUUGGUAUUGUAGUUUGGUCAGGACGUGGCAGAGGGUAUUCGUUUUAUGGUAUUCGGGGUGGUGUGUUUGUUGUAGGGGAUUUGAUUUGUGUAUUCCGGGGUUUUUGGGCACUGUUCCUUGUUAUGUAUGUCUAUGAUUGAUCUAGCUGUUGUAUAUCUAUGUGUGGUCAAUUGGGGUUGGGACUCUCAAUUGAAGGCAGGUGUUGUCCAUUUGCCUUUGAUUGAGAGUCCCAUAUAUUAGGGUGUGUUUGUAUGUGUCUUUUGUGGGAGAUUGUUGUGUGCACUGCGUUUGUUUGAGCAUGCAACACUGUUGCGAGUAUUGUUUGUUGUUUUGUUUUUUCUCAAGUGGAUACCUUACAUGUUUUUAUCAGUAAUAAACAUGCGUGUCCACAA